GGCCAAUCUCUCCGCGGACCCACCUGUCAUCUUCGAGCCGCCUCGCGUCCUUCGUCCCCGUCCUCCCGGCACAACCAGGCCAGCACGCCAGCGUCACGAGAAGGCUAGGGUUCCGGCGAGGCGACGGCGAGCGCCAUGGCGGGGAUUCGGUGGCCGCCGGAGGACCCGGAGAUCUUCCCGUCCCGGAUGGUCGGCAGCGGCGUUUGGGUACCCGUCGCCCCCCCGGGCGAGAUGGCGUCGGACGACGACCGGUCGGUGGCCGCGGACUCGUGGUCGAUCAAGAGCGACUACGGCAGCACCCUCGACGACGAGCAGCGCUACGCCGACACCGCCGAAGUCCUCCUCGCCUCGUCCUCCGGCUCCGCCGCGGCCGCGCCGUCCGCGUCGGUCGCCGCCAACCCCUCCUCCGACUUCAGCUUCGACAAGGAUGUCCCUGACUCCAGCGACGUGGAGCCUCCGUUGCUGGUUAUGCAGAAUUUCCAGGAUGGUGCUUAUGCUGAGGAUCUUGCUAAUUUCCAUGAACGCAGCCACGCUGAUGACUGGUUUGGCACUGAGGUCAUGGAUAUCCGUGUAGGCUGGACCAAAAAUUUGUGCUCAAGCAAGGAUUUGCCCAGCUGCAGCGUACUUGACAUUGGGACCGGGAGUGGUAGGCUUUUGCAGCAGCUUGCAAAGCAAGGAUUUUCUGAUCUGACUGGGAUUGACUAUAGUGAAGGUGCCAUUGAGCUUGCACGAAAUCUUGCAAUCCGUGAUGGGUUUGAGCAGAUUAAUUUCUUGGUUGAUGAUGUAUUAGAGUCAAAGUUGGAGAGAAGAUUUGAACUUGUCAUGGAUGAAGGGACUCUUGAUGCAAUUGGGCUCCAUCCUGAUGGACCUGUGAAGAGAAUGAUGUAUUGGCAAUCAGUUGCUAGCUUGGUUUCCCCUGGUGGUAUAUUGGUCAUCACAUCGUGCAACAGAACCAAGGAUGAGUUGGUGCAGGAGGUGGAGAACUUCAACCAAAGAAAGCUUGGUGCUAUGGGCUCAGAAGGUUUGCCAGUCAUUGACGCUGCGUUGUUCAGCUACCUCGACCACGUUCAGAGUUACCCUAGUGUGGAUAGUUCUUGCAUCACGACCGUUGCUUUCCUGCAUAAGUGAAACAUACAUGUAUGCCUGGUUUAUUGCCCCCAGAAAGUUACCGUACCUGUUACUAUAUUAACUUUGUACCCAAAUCACUGAUGUAUCUGGAUGGUAUUUUAGUAUUUUACUGUUGGAUUGGUUCUUUGGAGUGCUGUUUUGGUA
This is a messenger RNA of Panicum hallii, 1272 nucleotides long. Its product is annotated as EEF1A lysine methyltransferase 2-like. Gene Ontology annotation, biological process: peptidyl-lysine monomethylation; peptidyl-lysine dimethylation. The transcript has 7 exons. Gene Ontology annotation, molecular function: protein-lysine N-methyltransferase activity. The coding region runs from base 136 to 1128 and encodes 330 amino acids. The record is from RefSeq and is a predicted model, not a curated record. Gene Ontology annotation, cellular component: cytoplasm. Lineage: Eukaryota; Viridiplantae; Streptophyta; Magnoliopsida; Poales; Poaceae.